AAGCCUCUGCAUGACAUUAGUUUGAGAAGGGACCUCAAAUCGGGAGGAACGUUUUUGUGUAUUAUGUGGUGGAGUGGGAUCACCCUUCUCAUUUUGGUUCUACCGAACUCCUCAGUCCAGGGGAUUGACGUGAUCUUAGUAGUCGAAUCGACGCAAAAGGACUUAACCAAGGUGUUUGACGAGAAGUUUCCUGAAGUGGAGACCUUGACGAACAAGAAAUUCAACUAUGAAUUGGUCGAGUUCCAACGGAGCAAAUCAGACGACAUCUAUGCAGAUCUUUGCACUCUUUUGGCGUCAGGAAAGUACUCAGCGGUCAUUGACAUGGCCUGGGGCGGUUGGAUCAAAGGUCGGAAGACGGCUAACAAUCUCGGGUUACCCUACCUCCGGAUUGAGGCCGCUAAUCACCUAUUUGUUCAAGCUGCCGAUGAUUUCCUCAAAUCUCAAAAAGCUGUGGAUGCUGCUCUGAUUUUUGAGGACCAGAACAAAUUGGAUCAAAGCCUUUAUUACAUAAUUGGGAACUCGUUCUUGCGGAUAAUUGGAGCUCAACUUAACGAUACGAAGGCAUUUGAUCGAUUGAAGAAAAUGAGACCCCGACCCUCGAAUUACGUGGUUUGGGGCUCCAGUCUCAAAGUCAAGGAGGCUUACACCAAGGCCCUGGGCAUGGAAAUGCUCAAAAGAGACACGAGAUGGACCUUGGUGUUCCAAGACUUCAAACACAAUGAUUUUGCCCUAGAUACAGUAAUGAAUCAGACUAACUUUUUGCAAAUGGAAGACGAAGAGAACUGUUGCAUAAUUCUAAACAAAAAUGGAGCGGACUGUGAUUGCUCCAAUUUGAAGGACAUCUCAACAGAGAUUGUUGGAAACGGAAUUGAACUCUUCCUCAAAGCCCUUUCCAAGAUGGAUAACGAGGGAACUUUGCCUCAACAAGCAUGGACUUGUGACAACCCGUCUAGUGGCGACAAUGACACUCGGGCCAAAUUUGACUUGGCCGUUGGAACCACCGUCAAUUCCACAAGUUAUCUCUUUAAACGUGACAAGCACAAUGUUCCUCUGAUCACAGCACCAAUCAAGAUCAAGGCCAAAUCAGAGAACCAAACGGGACCUAUUUUCAUGGGUGAUUGGGACCCAGUUCAACGAUUUGUUCAAGCUCCAGGUUAUAGUCCAGGCGAAAUCAAAGACUACUUCAGAGUUGGAGUGGUUCUUGGUAUGCCCUGGGCGUGGAUCGAAGGAGCGCCAGAUCCGAUCGAUACCCAGUACUUGGAUGAAACGAAACCGAAUCGAGGCCUCAGAGGAUAUUGUAUCGAGCUUUUGGAGGAAUUAGCCAAGAGAAUGGGGUUCGACUACGAGAUUGUUCCUUCCAAUCGUAAUGCAUAUGGAGCCAAACAGCCUAACGGAACUUGGACGGGGAUUGUCGGGGAUUUGAUCUCCGGGGAAAUUGACAUAUCCGUGGCAACACUGACCAUGACCACUGAGCGGGAAGAAGUGAUCGAUUUUGUAGCCCCUUACUUUGACCAAUCCGGGAUCUCGAUACUUUUGAGGAAAAAAGAACCUGUACAGUCAAUCUUCAAGUUCAUGUCCGUUCUGAAGACGGAAGUAUGGCUGGGGAUUUUGGCUGCGGUUUUCAUCGUCGCCUUCCUCAUUUGGUGUUUGGACCGUUUCUCACCUUACUCUUACUACAACAACAAGGACGCCUAUCCUGAAGGAGCCCGGGAUUUCACCCUCGGAGAGUCGCUUUGGUUUUCGUUGACCUCUUUAACGCCGCAAGGUGGAGGUGAAUGCCCAAAGGCUCUUUCUGGCAGGGUUCUGGUUGCAGCUUAUUGGCUUUUUAUUGUUCUGAUGUUGGCAACCUUUACUGCCAAUUUGGCUGCUUUUUUGACUGUCGAACGAAUGCAAACAACGGUUCAGAGCUUGGAGGAGCUGGCAAGGCAAUCCAAGAUCAACUAUACCGUGGUGGAUAACUCCCCAUACUUGGAGUACUUUCAUAACAUGGCAGGGGCAGAGGACGAGUUAUACAAGAAAUGGAAAGAGAUCACCUUGAAUAGCACCUCAGAUCAAACCCGAUAUAGAGUGUGGGAUUACCCGGUGCGAGAGCAAUACACUCACAUCCUCAAAGUCAUUAAACAAAACCAACCCGUGGCCACGCCCGAGGAAGGAUUCCAAAGAGUGGACAAUGACCUCGAGGCCAAUUUCGCUUUCAUCCACGAUGCUUCGGAAGUGCGAUAUAAGUACUAUCAGAACUGCAACUUCACUGAGAUUGGAGAACCUUUUGCGGAACAACCGUUGGCAGUGGCGGUACAACAAGGAAGUCAUCUCCAAAAGGAGAUCAGCAAGAUCAUAUUGGAACUCCAGAAGGAGAGGUAUUUCGAGACGCUAUCAGGGAAAUAUUGGAACAGCUCCAAACGGGCUUCUUGUCCAGUGAAGGAUGAUUCUCAGGGUAUCACCUUGAAAUCCUUGGGUGGCAUAUUUUUGGCCACACUUUGCGGGCUUUUGCUCUCCAUGAUCACGCUCGCUUAUGAGGUUUGGCAACAGAAGAAACUAGACAAGAACAAAGUCCAUGAGAUUGACAAGGUUAUUGCAAAAUCGGGUCAAAGCAAGAUAAUCACUGUUGGAUCCAAGCAAGUGGCCUUGGAUGCCCGAUCUGGGUUCUACUAAACGUUUCAAGAUUGCAAAAGAGCCUAAUUCAAUGUGGCUAUUGCAAGAAAAAAAAAUCAGUGGUCAAUGUUAAUCGAGAUCUUCAAUCAUCUUUGUUAAAUG
Messenger RNA from Tigriopus californicus, 2754 nucleotides. RefSeq names its product glutamate receptor ionotropic, kainate 2-like. The record is from RefSeq and is a predicted model, not a curated record. Gene Ontology annotation, biological process: modulation of chemical synaptic transmission; synaptic transmission, glutamatergic; monoatomic ion transport. Gene Ontology annotation, molecular function: glutamate-gated receptor activity; transmitter-gated monoatomic ion channel activity involved in regulation of postsynaptic membrane potential. The transcript has 5 exons. NCBI's taxonomy places the organism in Eukaryota, Metazoa, Arthropoda, Copepoda, Harpacticoida, Harpacticidae. Gene Ontology annotation, cellular component: postsynaptic membrane; plasma membrane. The coding region runs from base 64 to 2652 and encodes 862 amino acids.